AUGGUUUGGGUGAUGUGAGUUAGGGUAUGGUUUGGGUGAUGUGGGUUAGGGUUAUGGUUUGGGUGAUGUGGGUUAUGGUAUGGUUUGGGUGAUGUGAGUUAGGGUUUUGGUUUGGGUGAUGUGAGUUAGGGUAUGGUUUGGGUGAUGUGGGUUAGGGUUAUGGUUUUGGUGAUGUGGGUUAUGGUAUGGUUUGGGUUAUGUGAGUUAGGGUUAUGGUUUGGGUGAUGUGGGUUAGGGUUAUGGUUUGGGUGAUGUGGGUUAGGGUAUGGUUUGGGUGAUGUGGGUUAGAGUUAGAGUGAUGUGAGUUAGAGUUAGUCAGUUAGGUGAUGUGGGUUAGGGUUAUGUUUGGGUGAUGUGGGUUAGAGUUAUGGUUUGGGUGAUGUGGGUUAUGGUUAUGUUUGGGUGAUGUGGGUUAUGGUAUGGUUUUGGUGAUGUGGGUUAGGGUUAUGGUUUUGGUGAUGUGGGUUAGGGUAUGGUUUGGGUGAUGUGGGUUAGGGUUAUGGUUUGGGUGAUGUGGGUUAGGGUUGUGGUUUGGGUGAUGUGAGUUAGAGUUAGUCAGUUAGGUGAUGUGGGUUAGGGUUAUGGUUUGGGUGAUGUGGGUUAGGGUAUGGUUUGGGUGAUGUGGGUUAGAGUUAGAGUGAUGUGAGUUAGAGUUAGUCAGUUAGGUGAUGUGGGCUCCCCAGCAACUGUUGAAGUGUCUUCUUGAUAAAUAAUAACAUGACAGAUUGGAACCUUUUCACUGGUAUCUUCUGGGGAGGGAUGCAGAAUCAACAUGCUUAAAAAGUGUUUAAACAUGCUUUAAAAGUGUUACUUUUGACUUUAUUAAGACUCUCUUUACGUAAUUGAGCCAUUUAAGCUUUAAUACCACACUCUGGCUCGAUUUGACACAGUGAGUGACACGUGCCGUUUAAACUUUCCAGUGAGUGUGUCAUCGACAGUGUAUUUGUGGAUUGAAUCAGGCCACAGACUGGAAACCCGGACCUCUGAUGGCUCUGACCCACCCUAGGCCUAAGAAGUAUGAAAAGGAGCCGCCGGCAGAUGUUAUAUUUCCAGGGCAGCAGUGAGGUACCGAGCAUGGCGUCCUGGUUUGGCUGGGGCGAGCCGUGCCCGCGGUGGCCGCAGAGGAGCCCAGCCGACGUGGUGAUGGACACGCUGAUGCUGGAGCUCGGUUGGCAGAUGAAGGAGGCAGAGCGGCAACAGCGGGAACGGAACAGCGAGUACCAACGACUGCGCACCGGCGUGGACUACAGCUGGCUGGCGAGCGCCCCACGGAGCAGCUACGAGCUGCGGGCUGGUGAGCGGCUGGGCCUGGAGGACCUCUGCUCCAAGGUGCACCCCUCACACUGCGGCAGGGUCAUAGUCAGGUUCCGGCAGGUGAUGCUAGAGAACGAGCCGGAUGUACAGGAGGUUUCUGGCCUGUUCCGCACCAUCCUGCUGGAGGCGUUGGACUGGAUGCGGGACGAGGAGGAGGCUAAGAGGCCGUCCCGUCAGUGGAACAACAAGCGUGCCGCGAGCAUGUCCCUUAUUGGCUUCAGGUCCCGCGUCCGCAUCGACCCAUUCGGCAGCAGUCAGGUGAAGACAAUCUCGGAGGAUGUGGAAAGGGGGCUGGUGAGGGGCUCAGAGGGGGCCGAGGAGGCCAGGCGGGGCUGGAGCAUGCCCGACUUCAAGCACAACAAGGGCAUGUGACUGUCCCGGGGAAUGCUGGGAUAGGUCAUCUGACGGGGAGACACACGGGUAGCAAGUCACCAAGAAACAAAGACGUGAACAACUUUCACAAGCGGCUGAAAAGAUCAACCUCUGCCUGUGUAGUUCUCUUGAAUGAGGUUCAUUUCCAGGAACAUUUACGGCAGAUUAUAACGACGGAUUGAUCAUAAUCUGUCGCAUCUCUGAAGGACAGCAGGCUAUAUGUUUGUACGGAUGUUACACAAACAGCUUAUGAAAAUUAGUUUACAGACACCUACAUUAAAGCCAGACUUUGCAUUUUGGAAUAAA
Molecule: messenger RNA, 1992 nt
Organism: Brienomyrus brachyistius
Lineage: Eukaryota; Metazoa; Chordata; Actinopteri; Osteoglossiformes; Mormyridae
Gene: rd3
Product: retinal degeneration 3, GUCY2D regulator
Exons: 4
Coding region: 1018-1686 (222 amino acids)
Source: RefSeq, a predicted model, not a curated record